GCCCCCAUUGUUUCAGCCACAUUUCCGAUUUCUCACCCAAAACUCUCUUAACUCCUCUCUCAUCUCCACCCUAUCCUCUUCUUCUUCCUCCGGUUCUCUCUCAAAUUUCAGCCACAAUGGCUUCCAUUUCUGCCGCCGCGGCCGCCGUCAACGCCAAAUUAGUAUACCCAUACACCCCUUCUUCCACCCCCACCUCCGCAAAACCCUCUAAGCUUAUCUUAUCCUCUUCUUUCACCCCAACUCUAUCCACCCACUUCGUCCACUCCCCCUCCGCCUCCGUUCCCUCCGCGGCCAUCCGCCACCGGCGCUUCACGGUUCGCGCCGCCCGCGGCAAGUUCGAGAGGAACAAGCCCCACGUCAACAUUGGCACAAUCGGCCACGUCGACCACGGCAAGACUACCCUAACCGCCGCCCUCACCAUGGCCUUGGCCGCUAAUGGCAACUCCGCCCCCAAGAAAUACGACGAAAUCGACGCCGCCCCGGAGGAGAGAGCCCGUGGGAUUACCAUUAACACCGCCACGGUGGAGUACGAGACCGAGAACCGGCACUACGCCCACGUCGACUGCCCCGGCCAUGCCGAUUAUGUGAAGAAUAUGAUUACCGGAGCUGCCCAGAUGGACGGGGCUAUUCUGGUGGUUUCCGGCGCCGAUGGGCCGAUGCCCCAGACCAAAGAACACAUUUUGUUGGCUAAGCAGGUGGGUGUCCCUAAUAUGGUGGUGUUUCUGAACAAACAGGACCAGGUUGAUGAUGAGGAGCUUCUUCAGCUGGUGGAAUUGGAGGUGAGAGAGCUGUUAUCCUCUUAUGAAUUCCCUGGUGAUGAUAUUCCAAUUGUUUCCGGGUCUGCUUUGUGUGCUCUAGAGGCUUUAAUGGCUAAUCCUAGUCUUAAAAGGGGUGAUAAUCAAUGGGUUGAUAAGAUUUAUGAACUAAUGGACUCUGUGGAUGCAUACAUUCCUAUCCCACAAAGACAGACUGAUUUGCCAUUUUUAAUGGCCAUUGAAGAUGUGUUCUCCAUUACUGGUAGAGGCACAGUGGCCACAGGGAGAGUAGAGAGGGGCACUGUUAAGGUUGGGGACACUGUUGAUUUAGUGGGAUUGAAGGACACUAGGAGCACAACUGUGACUGGGGUUGAGAUGUUUCAGAAGAUUUUGGAUGAUGCAAUGGCAGGGGAUAAUGUGGGGUUGUUAUUGAGAGGUAUGCAGAAGGCAGAUAUCCAGAGGGGGAUGGUGUUGGCGAAACCCGGGACAAUCACUCCCCACACCAAGUUCGAGUCGAUUGUGUAUGUGUUGAAGAAGGAGGAAGGCGGGAGGCACUCCCCGUUCUUCUCUGGCUACAGGCCACAGUUCUACAUGAGGACAACUGAUGUGACCGGGAAGGUGAUUGGCAUUAAGAAUGACAAAGAUGAGGAGUCGAAGAUGGUGAUGCCCGGGGAUCGUGUGAAAAUGGUUGUGGAGCUCAUUAUGCCGGUUGCUUGUGAGCAAGGGAUGAGAUUUGCUAUCCGGGAAGGAGGAAAGACAGUCGGGGCUGGUGUCAUUCAGAAAAUUCUCGAGUGAUCAACCUAACAUUGUCUCUGCAUUUUUGUGCAAUAUCUUCAAACUGUUAUCAUCAUAUAUUCAAGCUUUUUGUUUGCUUUUAUUAUGUGCUAGACCUUCUAGUUUAGUUGGAGAAUUCAUGUUGUCACUAAAUGGCUAAUGCUCUACUUCACAUGCUUUAUAUUUUACUUCUGAUUGUUGAAGAUUUUCUAAA
Ipomoea nil (Japanese morning glory) is the source of this 1743-nucleotide messenger RNA. RefSeq names its product elongation factor TuA, chloroplastic. Gene Ontology annotation, cellular component: mitochondrion. Bases 117 to 1550 code for a protein of 477 amino acids. NCBI's taxonomy places the organism in Eukaryota, Viridiplantae, Streptophyta, Magnoliopsida, Solanales, Convolvulaceae. The record is from RefSeq and is a predicted model, not a curated record. The transcript has a single exon. Gene Ontology annotation, molecular function: GTPase activity; translation elongation factor activity; GTP binding. Gene Ontology annotation, biological process: mitochondrial translational elongation.